Folsomia candida is the source of this 1461-nucleotide messenger RNA. RefSeq names its product zinc finger protein 26-like. Gene Ontology annotation, biological process: regulation of cytokine production; regulation of immune system process; negative regulation of transcription by RNA polymerase II. Bases 6 to 1400 code for a protein of 464 amino acids. The transcript has 5 exons. The record is from RefSeq and is a predicted model, not a curated record. NCBI's taxonomy places the organism in Eukaryota, Metazoa, Arthropoda, Collembola, Entomobryomorpha, Isotomidae.
CACAGAUGGGUCGAAAUUCAGGGAAGAAAUGGGAAUGUCCCAAGUGCUCAAAAACGCUCAAAACCAAGCAGUCCUUGAAAAAUCACGUCGUCUCGCACGAUCCCGAUGCGAGGAUGAAAUGCGAGAUUUGCGGAAAAAUUUCAAAAAACCCGGUCGCCCUGGCCGGCCACAUCGCGAGAAUUCAUAAAAACCGGGACCGUCGCAAUUGCCACAUUUGUCAUCGGCUAUUUUGUGACUCCCGCGCUUUACGGAUGCAUAUCGACGCCGUGCACGGAUCGGAGGAACGGCCCCGGUUCCCAUGUACAUUUUCCACCUGCGAGAAAACCUACCUGGACCGGCGUGAUGUUUCAAAGCAUGUGAAAACCGAACACGCUGAAAACCCGGUAAAAUUUCCGUGCACACUUUGCGCCAAAGAAUAUAAAUUCCGACCGCACCUCGAGCUUCACAUUUUGACUCAUACGACCGAGAAGCCUCACAAGUGUGCCACUUGUGAGAAAAGUUUUGCACGAUUGCAAGGCCUAAAAGUGCACAAGGCGACACAUUUGGAAAAUGCUGUUUUGAAGUGCAAACUUUGUCUGCACACAUUCCUCCGUGGUUUCGACUUACGAUCGCAUAUCCGCCUGGUUCACGAAAAUUAUGGUAAUUACGCCUGCGCACAUUGUGAGAAAAGGUUCUCGGCAUCGAAUAAUUUAAAACGCCACGUGGAAGCGGUCCAUGCUGCGAACAAGGCGGAGAAGAUUCAUUCCUGCGACAGAUGUGCGUACAGGAGCCAUUCGAAAGGGAAUUUAGCCAUGCACAAGCGACGGCAUGAUGCCUGGAAGCCAGAAUGUUACUUUUGUGGGGGGAAAUUCGUCUCUUUUCAAAACUUGGUGAUCCACUGCGCUAACAAACAUACCAUGGAGAGGAGAAACACUUUUCUAGACAGUUUGUUUGAGCCGCACAUUCCCAUCCUGAAGCCACACAAUUGUGCCACCUGUGGGAAAACGUUUGCAAACAGGCAAACCUUGAAACGUCACGAGGUGACACACUUGGAAAAAUCUGCACGAGAAGUUUUAAACUGUAACCUUUGUCCGAUGACUUUCUUGCAUAGGGAUGGCUUACAAGCGCAUAUUCGCGGUCGUCAUGAAAAUCAGAGGAAUUUUUGCUGCACAUUUUGUGGCAAAAGUUUCUCGAUAUUAAAUAGUUUGCAACGACACGUGGAUGCGAUACACCCCGUGAGCAAGGAGAAGAUUCAUUCCUGCGAUAAGUGCGAGUACAGAAGUCACUCAAAACACAAUUUAGCCAUGCACAUAAGACGGCAUAACGUCAAGAAGCAUGAAUGUUACUUUUGUGGAAAGAAAUUUGCCUCUUUUCAAGAUUUGGUGAGACACUGUGGUCGCAUUCAUAACUUGGAGAAGUAGUACUUUUUAUAAGGAUUUUUCCAAUAAUAAAUAUAUUCAAUUUAUAAAUUAUUCUUUUAUG